Messenger RNA from Sebastes umbrosus (honeycomb rockfish), 3292 nucleotides. RefSeq names its product family with sequence similarity 49 member A, like (gene fam49al). The coding region runs from base 473 to 1444 and encodes 323 amino acids. Lineage: Eukaryota; Metazoa; Chordata; Actinopteri; Perciformes; Sebastidae. The record is from RefSeq and is a predicted model, not a curated record. The transcript has 11 exons. Gene Ontology annotation, molecular function: small GTPase binding. Gene Ontology annotation, biological process: regulation of actin filament polymerization.
AAAAUUCGGUCACGCAUCAGGAUGAUACGGCCAGAGGAAAAAGACAGAAGAAAUAUAAAUAAUCUUAUGCUCUUUAUACCAACAACCUCACAUUAUCCUAUUCUACAAACGGCUUGAAAACAAAACAAAAAGCAGCAUCUACUGUAGCGCACAGACCAAAUAGAGAAAAAACCACAGGCCUUUAAAUAGAUGGCUGAAAAAGAGAAGUGUGAAGUGGACGGAGAUACACAGAGGCAGAAGAGGGAGAAAGAGCGAGAGCAGAAGUUUACAUCAGUCUCUAUGAACAGCAGAGUGGCAACCGGUGCCACCGUGGGACUGCAGUCAUCGCUCUGAGCCGAGCUAACCUGGGAUUUACUCACAGCAACGAUUUCACAAAGCAGGGAGGACAAGGACAGGACGGGGGUUAGAAGAAACUGAGGGCGAAAGAUAAAGGAAGAGGCGAAUCACUCGUAGGAUAAGAGGGUCGCCAGCCAUGGGGAACCUCAUUAAGGUCCUUGGCAAGGAUUUAGAGAACUGUCCACAUUUUUUCCUGGACUUUGAAAAUGCCCAGCCCACGGAGGCAGAGACAGCCGUGUGGAACCAGGUCAGCGCUGUGCUGGAGGAGGCUCAUGGGAUCCUAGCCGAGCUGCAGUCCUAUAAUGGCGCGGGCCAGGAGAUACGAGAAGCCAUCCAGAACCCAGGUGACCUCGCUCUGCAGGAGAAGGCCUGGAACGCAGUCUGCCCCCUGGUGGCCAAACUGAAGCGCUUCUACGAGUUUUCCCUCCGACUGGAGAACGCCCUGCGCAGCCUGCUGGAGGCGCUGACCAGCCCGCCGUACGCUCCCAUGCAGCACCUGGAGAGAGAGCAGGCCCUGGCCAAACAGUUCGCUGAGAUCCUUCAUUUCACACUCAGCUUCGAUGAACUAAAGAUGACAAAUCCAGCCAUUCAGAAUGACUUCAGCUACUACAGGAGGACCAUAAGUAGGAACAGGCUGAACAACCAGCAGCUGGAAGCGGAGAACGAGGUCAACAAUGAGAUGGCUAACCGGAUGUCCCUGUUCUACGCUGAGGCAACACCGAUGCUGAAGACUCUGAGUAACGCCACCACCAAGUUUGUUUCAGAGAAUAAGACUUUGCCCAUAGAGGACACCACAGACUGUCUGAGCACCAUGGCCUGUGUGUGCCGCGUCAUGCUGGAGACUCCGGAGUACCGCUGUCGGUUCACCAACACAGACACCAUGCUGUUCUGCAUGAGGGUGAUGGUGGGAGUCAUCAUUCUCUAUGACCAUGUUCACCCUGUCGGGGCUUUUGCCAAGACCUCCAAAAUUGAUAUGAAGGGCUGCAUCAAGGUGCUGAAAGAGCAACCAUCCAACAGUGUGGAGGGACUUCUGAACGCACUGAGGUAUACGACACGGCAUCUAAAUGAUGACAGCACCUCCAAACAAAUCAGGGCCCUCCUGCAAUGAGAAGGUGGAGAGAAGGAGUGAGGAAAAGAAGGAGCGCACUUGAAGGAGGAGAGAAAAAAAGAAAGACGAGGAGGAAACAAACGCCAGUGGCUGAUAAACCUGUUUGUUUACAACGAACAAAGAAAAUCAUCUCCGGGGUUAAGAGAAACCUGAUGAUAAUAAGAAGAGGAAAAAUAAUUAUAUAUAUUGUCAGCUGUCCAUCAUUCUGUCUCUCAUUUUGUAAAGUAAGAAAAGAGAAAAAAAAGCCAGAAAAGAAAAUAUAGAUAUAUAUUAAAAACAAGUGAAACACAACGCAGCAGAAGUAGGAUUAAAGAGGAAGCUAUAUUGCAAAAUUUAAGGUCAGAACCGAAACAAACUGAAAAUGUACAAACGAAAAAAAAAAGGUUCAUGUUCCAGCUGUAGUCUGACAAGUAUUUUUGCACACAAACAACGCCAUCUCCUUUACCCCUGAGAUCUGAUCCCAAACUGAUUCCCGCAGACUUUCCUGUGCCCCCCUCACACACUCGGAUUAAGGUCUUGAGGUUGCAGAUCUCCUUCAGCUGCACUGAUCUCCACCUACAGGUGAAGUAUGAAGCAAUGUGAUGGAUGCACUCCGGAGAUUUGCUUCUACCUGUUUUGUUUAUUUUCUGCAUCGGUGCAGCUGAAGGAAAGGAGGCAAGGAGUCCAUUUUUGCCCUCAUUUUCUCCCUCAUUGCCCAUCGCCCUCAUCCCUAUUCCCAUCCAUCCAUCUAUGGGAUAUGUGGUUUUUCUUGGCACACAAAAAAAUGGCCAUCCAAUAUUGUGUGCCCUUACGCUGUAUAUGUUCCAGCACAAAACAUCUUGUGAGUAGUCUGGCUUUACUUGAACGUCGUUCACUCUCUCUCUCUCUCUCUCUUUCUCCAUGGUGCUAAUGUGGUUUAGAUAUCACAGUGCUAGAUUGUUAGAUAUCAGUUUCUUCAUCCCUUUUUUUGCACCGAUAUGUUGAAUCUGCUUUCAUCUAUUCUGUGAUUAGUGCACAAACAGGGAUGAAUCAGAUUUUAAAGGACCUGUAAGAUUAAAAAAGGCAUUCUAGGAAACCACAGCACACUUACUUCUUCACCCAGUGCCAAAGCUGAUUGUUUUUUUUUGCAUCAUCAAGCCAGGCUCGAGGAGGAGGAUGAGGGUUUUUUGAAGUCUUAUAAAACAUCACUGAUUGUCAUUUUAAGUACAUAUGAGGAUGUGAACGAGCCAAACAAUAAAAUGACGCACACAAAGUGAGAGAGAGAAAUUUACACACAUGCAUUUUAAAAAGGGAGAUCUGAGUGUUACAGUGUAAAUAUGUGAGGCUUUUCUCAACAGGCAUCUACAUGGUCAGCUUGGGUCGUCAAGGAAAAACAUACAUCUGCUUUCUUUUUAGUACGAGGUUGUCAAAGAACUAAGUCAUUGAAUGAAAAAAUGAAGAUUAAAAAAAAAUUCAAAACGGAGAUUAAAAAGAAGUGCUGUACUUUGGAUGUCUAUAGCCCUUAGUCUAAUUUAAUUUGAUCUUAUAAUAUAUUUUCUAUACAGGGGUAUGUGAACAAGCAUAUUCUGUAUAAAUAUAUAGAUGGCAUGUUGUAAAAGUUCUGACAGAAAUGUGUAAAUAAGGUGUUUUUAUUCAUUUUUAAUUGUUCAGUGAUGCUGGAAUUGGGUAUGUGUUGUCUCUCAGAAUUACCAUGCGUUUGGCUUGGACCAUCGGACUUGCCGUAGUCAUAGGUUUCAGAAAUUCAGCUUCAUUAUUGCAGAUGAACCAGAGGGAGGGGAGGGAUGCUAAGGUGGGGGGGUAGGGGCUGUCCAUUUGCUUGUUAUUUUGUACAUUUUGUGCAACAAUAAACUUGUCAUUUAUUACAUUCAA